Phymastichus coffea is the source of this 3405-nucleotide messenger RNA. Its product is annotated as HCLS1-associated protein X-1-like. Bases 120 to 1061 code for a protein of 313 amino acids. The transcript is spliced from 7 exons. Gene Ontology annotation, biological process: negative regulation of apoptotic process; regulation of actin filament polymerization. NCBI's taxonomy places the organism in Eukaryota, Metazoa, Arthropoda, Insecta, Hymenoptera, Eulophidae. Gene Ontology annotation, cellular component: actin cytoskeleton; mitochondrion; sarcoplasmic reticulum. The record is from RefSeq and is a predicted model, not a curated record.
AUCUGAUCCCAGUUUAGUUCGCGUUUCACUAUAGUCAACAGAUACGUGAUGCAACUUUUUAUUACAUUGCCAAUGCUAAUUAUCCAUUGACAUUUUAUCGGAAAACGCAGUAAGACACAAUGCCGUUCUUCGACUUUUUUCGGAAUUUCUUUGGCAGAAGUUCUAAACAAGAGCCGCCUCAGUACAGGUUCGAUAGUGAUCAAAGCCAUAGAGAUAGUUUUAAACAUCCUAUUUGGGAAAACGAUGAAGAUGAAGAUGACAUUAACGAUUUCAGUAAUAGACAGCCAAGAAAUAGGUUUCAAUUCAGAGUAUUUAGUGAUCCUUUUGAGAUGACUCGUUUCUUUGAAACACAAAUGGAUGAUAUGAUGAGAAAUUUCUUUGGUACAUUUGAUGGAUUUGGAAAUCGUUUUGGUCCAAACACAUUUGGAAAUGAUUUUCCUAAUGCUUUACCAAUGCCUGAAGAAAAAGUAGCUCCUGUAAGACCUCGUGACGAAGUAUUAAAAUCUGAUGAACCAAAUUCUUCUAGGUUUUUUUCAGAUGAUUUUAGCAGCAUAUUUACAACACCUAGUAAUAGAAUAACUGAUAAAGGACCCUGCCAAGAAGUUUUAAAGCCAUCUUAUGAAAUGCCCUCCUCAAACAAGAAAAAGCUUGAUUCAGAUAUAGAUGGAAAGAUUAAAUCAGAUGAAUUAGCUAAAAUUUGGAAACCUUCAGGACUAGAAAAAAAUGAUGACUCAUCACUUUCAGUUCGCUCAUUUGGAAAUUCAGUCUCCACCCAAAUAAUCAGAAGACCUGAUGGUAGUAUGGAAGAACGUAGGACAGUUCGAGACACCGAUGGUAACGAGGAAAUUAGGGUUACUCGGCAGAUUGGAAAUAAAAAACACACAAUCGUAACUCAGAAAACAAAAGAUGGUUCAGAAACUAAAACCGAAGAUGUAGUCAAUAUGGAUGAAAAUGAACUUAAUGGAUUUAAUGAAAAAUGGAAGAAAAUUCAAGUUCCCUCUGAUAAUUCAAGUGUUAAUUUUCCAUGGCAUAAAUUUUUUGGACCAAAUCCAAAAUUAUAGCUAUUUUUAAGUAAAAUAAAAUAUCACUGUUGAACCUGAUUAUAUAUAUGUAAAUAUAAACUAUAUUGAUAAUUUGUUAUUUAUUGAGUAAAUUUUUAGUUAAUUCCAAAUAAUACAAGCAUUGCAUAACGAUAAAUUUCUUUAUUGUUCGAUUUUUGUACCCUAUAGUCUGUACACGUAUAAUAUAUUUACAGUUCUAACAAAAACUAUGAGUGAACCUUGUCAGUGAACCUUGUCUAUCGAAAAGGUCGCAAAUACUAGAUUAUUGUAUGGGUGUUAACGACAAUGUUAUUAAACACAAUCAUUUUGCAAAUAAAAUCUUGUAAAAAUCAGUGCCUGGGUUAUUAUUCAUAUAAACAAAUUUUUUUAAAAGUAUAAUUGAAAAAAUGUUUAUAAUUUUAUACAUAAAUUACAGACAUUGAUAAUUCAAUUAUGUCAUACAGAAGAAUUUAACUUGCGAUUAACUUUAAAAUCAGAGUGCAACAAAAGUAAAUAAUCAUAUUAUGAGAUUGACACCGAUUCCUGGUCAAAAAACGUAUUGAACAUUAGAAAAUUAUAAUUUAUGAAAAUAUUUGGUUAAAAAGAAUUUUUAUACUUAAAAUCUGUGUAUGACAUGUAUAGUUGAUAAUAAUCAGUAAUGUAUUAUUCAAGAAAUAAUGGUUACUUAUACAUUAUUGCUAUUUAUCACAAGCCUUUUGACGUAAAAUGAUUCAAUAGAAUUUUUUAACCAGGGUUUUUAAUAAAUAUGUAUAUAUAAAAAUAUACAUUAAAUUUGUCAAAUUAUUGAAAAAUAGGAUUUUUUAAUGGGAGCCCGUCCACCUAUAUAGAACUUAUCAUCAUUCGCGUUAAAUACAACUCGUUAAGCGCACGCGUUCUUCACGUCUGUUUAUGCAUAGUUAUACUCCUACUUGUAUUUACAAGUGUACGCGCUUUUCAGCAUGUUAUACGUAUUAUAUUUACAAAUUACUUUUGAGAUGACGUAGUGAACAAAGGUACAAACAAAAUUUUUAUUUUUUGAAAUCAUAUAAAUGUUCAUAAAUUUCGUAUCAACUUUUCAUGUUCAAGAAAAUCGCAUUCAAUUGUUUUUAUUAGCUAAGUAACUGUAUGAAUCGUAUCGUAAAGCAAUUUCAAAUCUUUCAACGUCAAUUUUCUGGGCAAUAUUCUAAAUAUCAUUUCCAUUUUUUAAAUGUAAUUUACCAUUUUUAUUCAUUAGUAAAUAAUCGCACACAAUACAAACUAUUUUUAUAAAUAUAAAACUUUAUCUUGGUGGACAAUCUAAAAAUAUUCAACCAUCACAGUGGUUACAAUAAAUUAUAUUUCAAUUUUUAUGUAAAUUAUUACUGUAAAAAAUUAGCUUAACAAUUUAGAAUUAAAGAUCUCAAAAUUAAUAAAAAGUUAAAUUCGUAAUACUUUGGUUUUUAAAGGAGAAAACAAUUUGCUAAAAAUUAAAUCCCGAGAGUAGGAACACAUUACCGUACCUCGGUGACAAUCGGUGAUUUAAAAUAGAUAUGAAAAAUGAUUAUUCAACCAAUAUUCCUUGCUAUUUUGAAUUAUUUUCUUGCUGUAUCAGACAACGCAUAAUGGUCAAUACGUAUAUGUGUUGACUACACCAUUUUUAAUGUUUUUUUUUCUAUGUACUCCUAGAAUAUAUAUACACACAGUAUAUAUACCAUUGGAAGUUUUUGAUCACUGGGUAAUGUUAUAUAUUAAAAUAAAACUCAGCUUGUUUUAGAAAGAUUAUUCAGUAAAAUUAGUACGCAGCAAAAAACUUGAUUCGAAAUACAAAAAAUACUUUUAUGUAGAUAUAAAAUAUACAUUCUUGAGAAAGUGAUUCGUUUGAUUGAUUCAGACAAGAUUCAUAUGAAACCUGUAAUAUUGCUUUAAAAUAAAAAUAUAUUUUCUAUUGUUUUAGCUUUCAAUUCAAGCUACAGCAUGCUUAAAAUAUACAAACAUUAUAAGGCCUAUCAAUAUUAUUGAAAGAAAAUUUUGUUUGAAAACAUUGGGAAAAUCUAUAUCAUUUUUUAGCGUUUCAUACGAUUUCACAAUAAUUAACGUUUGUCUGCAAUUAAAUUUUCACAUGAAUUAUACAUUAUAAAUAUAACACUUUUUUAGCCUUAUAGAAUAAAACAAAUUUAUCAACAAUUAAAGUUAAAAAAUGAAAACACAAAAAAAUUAUCGAGUGUUAAAAAAUGAAUAACGGCUGUAUCAUAUUUAUGCAGGGGCGAUCUUCAGUAGUAUACAAAUAUCAAUACAGUCAUCUCAAUUUAAAUAAUAGUUAAUACAUCGUUUAGAGGGAAUGAGGAAGAGUAAGGGCGAUUAUUUCGAGCGCAAGCUAUUACAUAUA